UGGCAACGGAUCUCAUGCGACUUUUCGUCUCUCUUUUCUGACUUUCUAAUUUAUUUUUACUUUACCAAUUUGAAAUCUUCCCCGGCAAGGCAAGGCGAGAAAUCAAAACAGUAUUUAAAAACUGCGUAACUUUUCUUUUAUAAUAAGUUGCCACCAACUACCACAGGAUCAAGAGAGAGAAGAAGAAAAACAAAUCUGUCGGUCCUAAAAUCUCAAAACGUCGGCGUUUCUUGAAAACUUCUCCGAUGCAGAGCCCGACUCUGGAUUUUAACAGACUUGAGGUUUUGUCAUUGCUUGGGCGUGGCGCUAAAGGGGUUGUGUUCUUGGUUAAAGACAAGGAAGAUGAUAAACAGCUUGCUUUGAAGGUUAUACUUAGAGAAGCGAUCGAGAAAAAGAAGAAGACCACAAAGAAGGAUGAGUACAGGCGCGUGAGUUUCGAACAAGAAGUAUUGAGCAGAUUCGAUCAUCCUCUCUUCCCUUCUCUUCACGGUGUAAUAUCAACAGAUAAAGUAAUCGGUUAUGCGAUCGAUUAUUGUCCUGGAAAAAAUCUCAACUCCCUGAGGAUUAUGCAAUCGGAAAGCAUGUUCUCCGACGAGAUCAUCAGGUUCUACGCGGCGGAGCUUGUACUCGCGUUCGAAUAUUUGCAUAAUCAAGGAAUCGUUUACAGAGAUCUGAAGCCAGAUAACGUGAUGAUCCAAGACAAUGGACAUUUAAUGCUCGUGGACUUCGAUCUCUCAACGAAUCUCCCUCCGAGAACGCCGUCACCGUCACCAUCCACGGAAACAACUCCGUCCCCGGCUAGGAGGAAGAAACGUCUCUUCCGAUUCGCUAGUUUCUGCAGCUCGGGAAUCUCCUCGGAGGAAGAAUCGAAUUCGAUGCGCUUAUCAUCAUCAUCGUCGACAUUGGCCGUGUCAGAUUCUUCAGGAGAGAAGUCGAACUCCUUCGUCGGAACGGAGGAGUACGUCGCGCCGGAGGUUAUCACCGGAGGAGGUCACGAUUUCGCCGUCGAUUGGUGGUCGUUAGGUGUGGUUCUGUACGAGAUGCUUUAUGGGACGACGCCGUUUAGGGGAUCGAACCGGAAAGAGACGUUUUUCCGGAUUUUAUCUAAACCGCCGAAUCUUGUUGGUGAAACGACGUCGUUGCGUGAUCUGAUUAGAAGGCUCUUGGAGAAAGAUCCUAGCCGUAGGAUUAGCGUUGAAGAAAUCAAGGGUCAUGAAUUCUUCAGAGGGGUAGAUUGGGAGAAAGUGUUAUUAGUUUCUAGACCGCCGUAUAUUCCGGCGCUCGAUGAUGGAGGUGAUACAGGUAAAGAUGGAAAUACGAAAAUGGAUGUGGAGAAUAUUGUCCAAGAGAUUUUUGCUGCACGAGAAGAACGUGAGGAACGGAAGGAUGAUAAUAGUAAUGCUGAUAUGAAGAUUAAAGGUGAAAAAGGUGGAGAAUGGGUGAGGGGGUUGAAUAACAAUAACGAUUUGGAAAGUGAUAAUAAUUUUUUGGUAUUUUAAUUCAAUUUUUUCAGUUUUUAACACUGAGGAGAAUGUUUAUGUUACGAGGAUAAUCAACUAUUAUGUGGUUUAGAUUUAAUUAGUACUAAAUUCUGAAAGG
Brassica oleracea var. oleracea is the source of this 1599-nucleotide messenger RNA. RefSeq names its product serine/threonine-protein kinase OXI1. Gene Ontology annotation, cellular component: nucleus; plasma membrane; cytoplasm. Gene Ontology annotation, biological process: protein phosphorylation. The record is from RefSeq and is a predicted model, not a curated record. The transcript is spliced from 2 exons. Bases 246 to 1499 code for a protein of 417 amino acids. NCBI's taxonomy places the organism in Eukaryota, Viridiplantae, Streptophyta, Magnoliopsida, Brassicales, Brassicaceae. Gene Ontology annotation, molecular function: protein serine/threonine kinase activity; ATP binding.